UUACCUAUGUGAGGACCCUGUAUAUCAAUACGCUGUUGUAAAUCAUUGGACUGGAAUUGUAGGCUAUGAACUUUGAACCUGAAAUAAAAUUGGAAUAACGAUCAAAACCACAAACAUCUAGAAAACAGAAAACUUCGCAAUGGAAUUUCAUCAUGGCCACAUUCACAAUCCCCAGAGCCGGUCGAAACUCUGUAAACAAACCAAUCUCUCGUGUAGGAGAAAUUUGUCCUUUGCCAUAUUGAUAGCUACAACUGGAGUUUUGUCUCUAAUAUCCAUAGCUGAGGCACAUGAUCAAAAUGCACCUCCUAUUUUGUAUGUGCGUGAGCGAAACUGGCGGAUUUCAGAAGCAGAAAAAGUUGGCCAAAUAAUUGAUCGUGUCCGGGCCGAAGAUCCCGAUGGCGAUGAGUUGAUAUUUGGUAUUGAACCGCGUUUUCUUUCUCCACAAGGAAGUGACGUAGGUGCCAGCAUACCGGAGAAACUGCCAUUUCAUAUUGAUUCACAAACUGGUGUUAUCUAUCUUAAUGAAAGCCUGAUGGGACGUGCCGGCCAGAACUUUCUUAUAUAUAUAACUGUCUCUGAUGGACGCUACACAGCGAAAAAUGAAGUUUUCAUUAACAUAUUGGGUCAGCGGGAGAAUAUGUACGGCUAUCGACCUCAGACGUCUAUCUCAAAUGUGGUACAGAACAUUUCGCAGUUUCUACCAUCGUUUGAUCAACUACCCGGCGUUCAAUCUAUCAGAAAUGCGCUGCCAAAUAAUCGAGCAACCUUUAAUUUCACGCCUGGACCUCAUGGAAGUAACGGUGGCAUAUUUAAGGAGCUGCCCUUCGGUAACUUUUAUCCACAAUAUCCGAGCCCAAAUGAUAGAACAGUAGCGAGAUCUGAGGUCGAAAACGGACCAACGACGCCCACGAUUUUAAGUUCAUCGACGGAGAAAAGUCGUACUAAACUCACCCCCAUAACCGUCAAUACUUCCACAAGGUCAGAGGAGUCCUUGACAAAGACGAUGAACGAUGGGAGUGGGAAUAGCAUAACCAUUUUUUCAAUCAAGUCAACCACCAUUCCUAUUGUUGUUACUAUUUGCGGUUUCAUCGCAACCAUUUCUGUCUUCAUCGGAUACAUUUGCCGGCAUCGUUUUUGUGCUAUUAGUAAAACUCUCAAGAAAUCAAAAGAAAAGGAGGAGCUGGCGAAGAAAUCUAAUCAAAGUCAACCAACAAACCCGCUGACUGAUGAUGGUCGAAAUUCAAUGGUAAUGCAACAGUGGCAAGGACCAGUCGCGUUUGCCAAUCGCUAUGUUGCUUGGGAGCUGGACCAACCGAUUACGACAGUUGCGACAUCGCAAUUAUCAACUAAUAUGACAAAUAUUGGAGAUGCUUCUGUUGUCGGACCUGCUUGCGGCAUAGCUGACCCGGUAGACAACUUAAUGCCAGUGAGUGUUAUGUCGGGAGGCAGUUCAGCGACGAUGGAGAGUGGUUUGGUCAGUGAUCGUUGGGAGUUCCCACGGUACCGAUUGAAGUUCUUCAAUAUACUGGGCGAAGGUGCUUUUGGGCAAGUUUGGCGCUGUGAAGCCACUGACAUCAAUGGUUUUGAAGGAAUUACAACGGUUGCCGUAAAAACCCUGAAGGAAAGUGCCACAGAAGUUGAUCGAAAAGAUCUAUUGUCCGAGUUAGAGGUAAUGAAGUCCCUGGAGCCCCAUGUCAAUGUAGUUCAGCUUAUAGGAUGCUGCACAGAUAAAGAUCCGACAUUUGUAAUAAUUGAGUACGUUAAUCGCGGGAAGUUACAAUCAUAUUUACGCAACUCAAGGGCCGAAAGACACUAUGGGAAUACACACGGAAAAUCGAAUAUAUUGACAUCAUGUGACUUAACUUCUUUUAUGUAUCAAAUUGCGAAGGGAAUGGAUUAUUUAACAUCCCGCGGUAUUAUUCAUCGGGACUUAGCCGCUCGGAAUAUUCUCAUCUCAGAAGAUCAUACAUGCAAAGUGGCUGACUUCGGAUUUGCACGAGAUAUAAUAACAUCAAAGAUUUACGAAAGAAAAAGCGAAGGAAAGCUACCAAUAAGACUAACGACAGUUAGUCUGUCUUUCUUUUUUAGAUGGAUGGCUACCGAAUCACUGUACGAUAAUAUAUUCUCCAUCAAAUCAGAUAUAUGGAGCUUUGGUAUUUUAAUGUGGGAAAUUGUAACACUGGGCUCGACGCCUUACCCCGGCAUAUCUGCUGCCGAUGUUAUGAGGAAGGUAAGGGAUGGAUACCGCCUGGAAAAGCCCGAACACUGUCGUAGAGAGCUUUACAAUAUUAUGUACUACUGCUGGUCUCAGGAUCCGCAUGAGCGUCCCUUAUUUGGGGAAAUAAUUAAUAUGCUUGACAAAUUACUGCACACUGAAAUGGACUACAUCGAACUCGAGCGGUUCCCCGACCACAAUUACUAUAAUAUUGUUAAUAUUAGUGGAGAGAAGUUGUAGUUCUUCACGCUUUACAUAUCACUCACCCUAAGAGCUUUAUUAUUACCAUAAGAUACCCCAGUACUCAUAUUAAAUAUAUUAAAUCAUUCACUCCAUUAAGUUAA
This is a messenger RNA of Drosophila pseudoobscura, 2559 nucleotides long. RefSeq names its product tyrosine kinase receptor Cad96Ca (gene Cad96Ca). Lineage: Eukaryota; Metazoa; Arthropoda; Insecta; Diptera; Drosophilidae. Bases 140 to 2455 code for a protein of 771 amino acids. The record is from RefSeq and is a predicted model, not a curated record. Gene Ontology annotation, cellular component: plasma membrane; signaling receptor complex. The transcript has 12 exons. Gene Ontology annotation, molecular function: transmembrane receptor protein tyrosine kinase activity; calcium ion binding; ATP binding. Gene Ontology annotation, biological process: multicellular organism development; protein phosphorylation; positive regulation of kinase activity.